GUCUGACUGAAUUCAGCUGUUCCAAAUCAUUGUUUGAUGGUGUUGGAGUUUCCUGUUGUGCUGCAUGCACGUCGCAAGUGUAUUCAACUGGCAGCUUCACCUCGUCCUGCCCACAGAGCAGCAGUGAUACACUGAAGAGGAGACAUCUGGCCCUAGGCUUUCCUAAGGAGACGGUGUCUUUGGCACACGAUAAUAUUGCUGUAGUUCCCACAUUCGCUUGAAUUGUCAUAUGAAUUCUGUGAUGUGGAUGUGCAUGUAAUAGAAAUAAUGGACCAGGACAGCAAGAGUGCAAGCUUCUCAGAAAGCCUCGUGCUGGAUAACGCUGAGAAAGGAGUUGUUGUUGCAGGAAUCAAAGACAACACAAUCUCUCCAAAAAGUGGAGAAAGGUUUGUUGCAGCAACAAUACAACUUGGUAAACUUGAGAAAAACGAUGUGGAGAAAAUCUUGAAGGUGCUGGAGCCGUACGAAAGCAACAUAAAUCUUCUGACAGAGAAGGACUUGAACCCCGGUGUUGACCUUGGCUCUUUGGGAGUAGGUCUCAAAGAUUCGGCAGCGAUAUUACAGAAGGAUCUAUCGCUGGAUGCAUCAGCUCAGGGACCAACCGUUUCCCUUGAUGGCCUGAAUGGAAAGCUUAAUGAUGCACAAGACAUCAACAAACCAGAAGUCGAAGGCAAAAUGAAACACAAGGCCCCGAAAUUCACAAUGCCACACUUCAAUCUACCUGAUCUUGAUGCACCAAAAGCAGACAUUGAUGUCUCUGGUGAUCCAGGUCUUCCUUCAGUCAGUGGAAGCCCAGAUGCUAAUAUUGAGGCACCCUCAGGGAAAAUCAAGUGGCCCCAUCUAAAAUGGAAAAGUCAAAAACUCAAAGGACCAGAUGCUGACCUGUCCACACCUAAUGCCAGCAUUUCCACACCAAAGAUUGAUGGUGAUCUAAGUACCCCAGAUGUGAAUGUUGGCUCAGCUCAAGCUGAUAUUAAAGGCCCUGAUCUAGAUGUUCAAACCCCAGAUCUUAACGUUGAUGCCCCUUCUGGUAAGAUCAACUGGCCUCACCUGAAAUGGAAGAAGCCCAAACUUGAAGGAUCAAAAGCAGACUUGGACAUGGAUGCAGACCUAAAGAAACCUGAUUUAAGUCUUUCAGCUCCAAAGAUUGAGGGUGACAUUAAUGUACCAAAUGCUGAGCUGAGUCUUCCAGAAACAGAGCUAAAGGCCCCGGGUGUAGAUGUUCAUGCCCCAGACGCUGACAUUGAUGCUCCUUCAGGAAAAAUUAACUGGCCUCAUCUAAAGUGGAAAAAAUCCAAACUUAAUGGGCCAAAAGCUGAUAUGGACCUCAAUGCAGAUUUAAGCCCACCAGAUGCUUCAGUUCCAAAAAUUGAUGGGGAGAUUAGUACACCUGACGUGAGCCUCAAUUUACCCAAAGCUGACGUUGAUAUCAAAGCACCAGAUGCUGACAUAAAUCCACCGUCUGGCAAAAUCAAGUUCCCAACACUGAGAAAACCUAAAUUCUUGGUUUCUGGGCCAAAGGUGAAAGCUCCAGAUGUUGAUGUUGAUGCUGAUGUGAAAGCACCUGACCUCAGUCUGUCUGCUGAAGCACCUGAUGCUGAUCUGAACUUACCAAAAGCUGACCUUGAUAUCAAAGCACCAGAUGCUGACAUAAACCCACCGUCUGGCAAAAUCAAGUUCCCUACACUGAAAACACCUAAAUUCUUGGUUUCUGGGCCAAAGUUGAAAACCCCAGAUGUUGAUGCUGAUGUGAAAGCACCUGACCUCAGUCUGUCUGCUGAAGCACCUGAUGGUGAUCUGAAUUUACCAAAAGCCGAUGUUGAAGCACCAAAUGUAGACAUUGAAUCUCCAUCUGGAAAGAUCAAAUUGCCCACUAUGAAAAAGCCAAAAUGGUCAAUCUCGGGUCCUAAGGUUAAUGGUCCAGAUGUUGAUUUAGAUGCUGGUGUUUCAACCCCUGACUUGAAUCUCUCAGCUCCAAAUAUGGAUGGUGAGAUAAAUGCACCAGAUGUGGAUCUAAAUUUACCAAAAGCUGAACUGGAAGCCCCCAAAUUUGAUGUAGAAUCUCCAGAUGUUGACAUUGAAGCCCCAUCUGGAAAAUUCAAAUGGUUCCAAUUCAAGAAACCCAAAUUUGGCACACUGAAAGGUCCAAAGGCUGAUAUUGACUCUAAUGUGACGAUACCAGAGGUGGACCUCAAAAGGCUGAUGCAGAAAUAA
Maylandia zebra (zebra mbuna) is the source of this 2214-nucleotide messenger RNA. NCBI's taxonomy places the organism in Eukaryota, Metazoa, Chordata, Actinopteri, Cichliformes, Cichlidae. The record is from RefSeq and is a predicted model, not a curated record.